Odocoileus virginianus texanus is the source of this 10428-nucleotide messenger RNA. It is a transcript of the gene SGIP1, whose product is annotated as SH3GL interacting endocytic adaptor 1. Gene Ontology annotation, cellular component: actin filament; plasma membrane; cytoplasm. Gene Ontology annotation, biological process: clathrin-dependent endocytosis; actin filament polymerization. The record is from RefSeq and is a predicted model, not a curated record. Gene Ontology annotation, molecular function: actin filament binding. NCBI's taxonomy places the organism in Eukaryota, Metazoa, Chordata, Mammalia, Artiodactyla, Cervidae.
UCGGCCGGCUGGCUGCUCCUCUCCCUUUCUCUCGCAGCAUCUUCCUGGGAGCCUGUAGGUGAAGCCGCACCAGCAGCAUCCAUGGCCUGUCUCUGGGGUUAACACUGGUCUCCUUUGGCUUCAGCAGCGGACACGGCAGAUCUCUCGGCGGCGGCAGCGUUGCGAGGACUUAAGCUGAGACCUGGAAUCGUAUCCUCCUGUGUUUUUUCAGACUCUUUGGAAAUUAAGGAAUGCAAUUCUGCCACCAUGAUGGAAGGAUUGAAAAAACGUACAAGGAAGGCCUUUGGAAUACGGAAGAAAGAAAAGGACACUGAUUCUACAGGUUCACCAGAUAGAGAUGGAAUUCAGCCCAGCCCACAUGAACCACCCUACAAUAACAAAGCAGAGUGCGCGCGUGAAGGAGGAAAAAAAGUUUCGAAGAAAAGCAAUGGAGCACCAAAUGGAUUUUAUGCAGAAAUUGAUUGGGAAAGAUAUAAUUCCCCUGAGCUGGAUGAAGAAGGCUACAGCAUCAGACCUGAGGAACCCGGCUCUACCAAAGGAAAGCACUUUUAUUCUUCGAGUGAAUCAGAAGAGGAAGAAGAAUCACACAAGAAGUUUAAUAUCAAGAUUAAGCCAUUGCAAGCUAAAGACAUUCUUAAGAACGCUGCAACUGUAGAUGAACUGAAGGCAUCAAUAGGCAACAUUGCACUUUCCCCAUCACCGGUGAGGAAAAGUCCGAGGCGCAGCCCGGGUGCAAUUAAAAGGAACUUAUCCAGUGAAGAAGUAGCGAGACCCAGGCGUUCCACACCAACUCCAGAGCUCAUAAGCAAAAAACCUUCAGAGGACACCACGGCGCUUGCUCCCCUCUUUGGUCCACCAUUAGAAUCAGCUUUUGAUGAACAGAAGACAGAAGUUCUUUUAGAUCAGCCUGAGAUAUGGGGUUCAGGCCAACCAAUUAAUCCAAGCAUGGAGUCGCCAAAGUUAACAAGGCCUUUUCCCACUGGAACUCCUCCACCACUGCCUCCAAAAAAUGUACCAGCCACCCCACCCCGAACAGGCUCCCCCUUAACAGUUGGACCAGGAAAUGACCAAUCAGCCACAGAGGUCAAAAUUGAAAAGCUACCAUCCAUCAAUGAUUUGGACAGCAUUUUUGGCCCCGUGUUAUCCCCCAAGUCUGUUGCUGUUAACGCUGAAGACAAGUGGGUCCAUUUUUCUGACACAUCCCCGGAACGUGUUACUCCAGAGUUGACUCCAAGGGAAAAGGUGGUGUCCCCACCAGCUGCCUCAGACAACCCAGCUGACUCCCCACCUCCGGGCCCCCCGGGUCCUCCUGGCCCCUCAGGACCUCCGGGUCCUCCUCGCAAUGUACCGUCGCCGCUCAAUUUAGAAGAAGUCCAGAAGAAAGCUGAGCAGAACGUCAUUAAAGACGAUUACUUAGAAACAAUCUCGUCUCCUAAAGAUUUUGGGUUGGGACAGAGAGCAACUCCGCCUCCCCCACCACCACCCACCUACAGGACUGUGGUUUCGUCCCCCGGACCCGGCUCGGGCAGUGGUCCGGGGACCACCAGUGGUGCGUCAUCCCCUGCUCGGCCAGCCACCCCCUUGGUUCCUUGCAGCAGCACAACCCCACCUCCACCUCCUCCCCGGCCUCCGUCUCGGCCAAAGCUACCUCCAGGGAAGCCUGGAGUCGGAGAUGUGCCCCGACCUUUCAGCCCUCCCAUCCAUUCUUCCAGCCCUCCUCCGAUAGCACCCCUAGCCCGGGCUGAAAGCACUUCUUCAAUAUCAUCUACCAAUUCCUUGAGUGCGGCCACCACUCCCACAGUUGAGAAUGAACAGCCUUCCCUCGUUUGGUUUGACAGAGGAAAGUUUUAUUUGACUUUUGAAGGUUCUUCCAGGGGACCCAGCCCCCUAACCAUGGGAGCCCAGGACACCCUCCCUGUUGCAGCAGCAUUUACAGAAACGGUCAAUGCCUACUUCAAAGGAGCAGAUCCGAGCAAAUGUAUUGUGAAGAUUACUGGAGAAAUGGUGUUGUCUUUUCCUGCCGGGAUCACCAGACACUUUGCCAACAACCCAUCGCCAGCUGCUCUGACUUUUCGGGUGAUAAAUUUCAGCAGGUUAGAACACGUCCUGCCAAAUCCCCAACUUCUCUGCUGCGAUAAUACCCAAAAUGAUGCCAGUGCCAAGGAAUUCUGGGUAAACAUGCCAAAUUUGAUGACUCACCUAAAGAAAGUGUCGGAACAAAAACCCCAGGCUACAUAUUAUAAUGUGGACAUGCUCAAAUAUCAGGUGUCGGCCCAGGGCAUUCAGUCCACGCCUCUGAACUUGGCAGUGAACUGGCGAUGUGAACCAGCAAGCACCGACCUGCGCAUAGAUUACAAAUACAAUACAGAUGCAAUGACAACCGCCGUGGCCCUCAACAACGUGCAGUUCUUGGUCCCCGUGGAUGGAGGGGUAACCAAGCUCCAGGCGGUGCUCCCACCAGCAGUCUGGAAUGCUGACCAACAAAGAAUAUUGUGGAAGAUUCCUGAUAUUUCUCAGAAGUCAGAAAAUGGAGGGGUAGGUUCUUUAUUGGCAAGAUUUCAGUUAUCUGAAGGCCCAAGCAAACCUUCGCCAUUGGUUGUGCAGUUUACAAGUGAAGGAAGCACUCUUUCUGGCUGUGACAUUGAACUUGUUGGAGCAGGGUACAGAUUUUCACUCAUCAAGAAAAGGUUUGCCGCAGGAAAAUACUUGGCAGAUAACUAAUAAAAUCUUAUGCAAGGAUUUGGAGAUUCAUAUAAUGGAGAACUAUUGUAUGAGAAACAGGUUUUAAUUUUGGUUUGAUGAAAACAAACCAAAAAUCUGCACUUGGGAUAUAUCUGCUGGAAAUGUCAGUGACUUUCAGCAAUGAUUUCCCUCACAUGAUACCAUGAUGACCAGUCCUACAGUAUUUACUUCUAGGUGUAAUAUUGUUAAUGGUUUUAAAAUGUAAUUAUUGUAUUUGUAAAUUGUACUCAUUCCAGUAAGGCGGUUAGAUACUUGAGUUUUAGCAUUUUACCAUUCCUGAAAUGGAUGUAAUUUAAACUGUGGUAUGUAAAUUUAAUAGUAGUACUGUUGAAUGGCACAAUGCUUACAGAGGUAGAUUGCAUUUUGUCAAUAUAUAAAAUUUAAAUAUAAUAUUGUUAGCUGUCAUAAAGGGGGUGCCAUGCACAAAGAAAAUUAUGCAGAACCAGGAAAAAAAUUUCCUUUUCUUCAGUCCUUAGUAUGUUUUACUCUAGUGCUUAAUAAAAAUUCUAUCUUCAAAUGUUUAGUGGAUUAAAUUCAGAAACUAUUUCAGAAAACAAAAAAAAAUUCUAAAGUUACAGCAUAUUCAAAGAAAAGCAUUAAUUGCCACUUUUUAAAAAGCUUUUUUUUCAAACUGCAAAUUUCAUAAAAAUGCAAACUGUGUAAACAGGGCCUCUUAUUUUUAUAACUUGUGUAAAAAUGGAAAGCAAUUCAUAUUUAAAGUUUAAGUAUAUGAAAUUAUAAACAAGAAUAAAGAAGAUGUUGAAAUCUUAACUACUCCCCUCCCUUCCACAGAUUACCAGAUAUGGGGACUACUGAAUAAUCAGACUAAAACCAAAAUUGUGGUUUUAAAAUUUCAAGAAUUUCCAUGAUUGAACUGGUUAACAACUUUUGCACAAUAUCUCUAGACAGAGACCCUCCCAUCCAGCAUGGAGAAUUGUACCAAGCAUCUUCCUCAUUACCCACAGGAAUCAAAACACUAACUCUAAAAAAACCAAAAAAAAAGAUUUCAGUCCCCUAUUGAAAUCCAGAAGUAGAAUUUUAAUCAUCAUUUAUAUUAUAUGGGAAGGAAAAAAUAAGCUUUAUAAAUGAAAUUCUAACCACAUUAUUGUGCAAUAAAUUUCCUUUUGGAUAAGAUUCAUUGUAUGUAACUAUAAAUCUUUGCCGUUCUUAGGGAAUCAAAAAGAGAGAUCAAAAAUGUAUGUUAUGAUUUCAUUGUUGCAAGGUAUAAUAAAAACUGUAAUUAUUCAGUCUGGCCUCAAUAUGGGAAUUCAGGAUGAAGAAGUUCUUCUUCAGGAGUCCCAGCAAAACCUUCCUCCAUUACAAUCUGAAAACAUGAAUCUUUCUUUAAGUCAUAGAACCUAUUUUAACAUAAACUCAUUCCUGUUCUAGGUUAUACUAUUAAAUAACUAUGAUUAUUAAGUUGUUACGUUUAUCAUUAGUUGCUAAAUUUUAUUUACAACAUUCAUAUUUGACAAAGAACUCUAGCCCCUUAAAAUUUUAGAAUCAAAUUAAAUUUUGUAAGCUUACUUUUAAAAUGAAAUUGUGACUGGCAAUUGUUUAUAGUAGAAUUUUUUAAAUUAAUAUUUGUACUCCUCAAUCAGUGCUUGCUACCAAGAGACUGUUCAAAAUGAUCUGUUUUACCUAAGAAGAAGUCUUGCUGUGCAAACAAAUUCUCGAUUGGCUCCCCAAGCAGUCUGAUGUUGAAGUUUUUUGAACAAGUAACUAAUAUAGUUACUUAGUCACUUUAAAGAUAUUCAGUUUUAUUUUUAAAUAAAAAUAGAAAAUGAAAACUUUUAAAUCCCAUAAAACAUGGGGAAAUUUCAAACACUGGAACUGAGAGUUAUCCAGCAUAUGAAUAUAAAAAUGUGUUUUUAAGAUAUUAAUCCAUGAGAAAACAUAUUAAAUAUUAACACAAAGCAUAUUAAAAAUAUGUAAAUAUUAUUGGUUCUCAUGUCUUGCUCAUUAUAUUUUAUUUUAAACCAUUCUAGAGGGAAUUAGUAAUUAAACACAAGGUUUUCCUUUUCAUAGAAUACUUUUGUUUAUAUUAUAAAAUGUAAUUUAAAACAGAUUAAAUUAAUCUCUAACAUUAUUCAAAUGUCUCUAGAUACCAAAUUUGAAACUAUGAAGAUAUCCUAUGAUUCCAUAAUUGGUCCUAUGAAACAGAAUAAAAGUCAAUGAUUUCAAAAUUAUUAAUUAAUUUUGAAAUAUUAUUAUUAUUAUUGAAUAACAAGGACCUUAGUAGAGAAUAUAUCCCUUCUUCUUUUGGAAAAUAGGUCAAAUAACAACACAAUAAGUUCAUAUCAGGGAUUUAGAUUUUGGUGGGUUUUUUUUAACCUUGUAGUUUAUAAUCUCCUAUUAUUCUUGUAUCCAUAGUACUAUACAAUAAAGAAUUAGUGUUAGGAAAAAUGAUCCUAGACAGUGAAAGUAUAAAAGAAACAUUAGGUCAGGUUCAUUAUCAAUUCCUAAAACAAAAUGUGCUAGUACAUGUUCAGAUUUUUAAUACCAAACGUUAAAAGAAAAAGAUUUCUCAUUAGCCAGGACACCAUUUCCUAAGUGUUAUGAUUAAAAAGAUUCUGCUCUAACAAGAUAGAAAAUAUGAAUGUUUUAUUUUGCAACAUGGAAAAUGUGUUUUUUAAAUAAAUUUCAUAUUUUUCACGUUAUUUUAAAAAAUAAAUUUCUGUUAAGCAUUAGUCUGAAUUUUAUCAUAAUUGGAACAUAUAGUUCCAAACAAUUUAAUUUUAAAUUGUUUUUAAAGCUCUAUUCUUCUCUACACUUACAGUCAAAAUGAAAAUUCACUGUAUAGUAUUUGGAAAUGCAUUUCACCUGUAAAGAAAGAAUGUCUACAUUUCAAAUGGUUUCAAGUGAAUACAGAGGAACCAUUCCCUCCAGAAAGUCAAAUUACAAUUGUUUUGUUUUUAUGAAUUUUUAGUCAGUGUCAAUCUGCAAAGUGAGGCCACAAUUACUCAUAUUUCCAUUUCCAAACAUUCAUUUCAAAGAAGCCUGGUAACUAUAUCAGCUCUACCACUAGCUCUGUUAUAUGACCUUAGAAAAUCACAGCCCUUUUAAAUUUCUCAGCUUUAGAAUGAGGCAUUGGGAUUGCCAGUGGUUUCCAAACUUUUCUUAACAGUCACUUUUUUCUACUGAAAUUGCACAUGAAUUCAUUUUAGCAAAAUAACUAAAAACAAUAAAGGAGUUCUUCCAGCAAUUUAAAUCUGGCUCUCCAGAGCACUGUUUAAACACCAUAGUAACACAACUGUGAUCUCUAAAUCUCCCACCUCAGAUGUUCCAUGGUUCUACUUGACUAAGAGAGAUCCACCUUUGGGGGCUUUACAAUCACAGUACUUGAUAUACAAUAAAAAUUGAUAUUCUCUUGAUGGAUGUUAGCUCACUUAAUCUUUAUAUCAACCCCCAAAUGGUACAUACUCUUUUUAAUUAGUAUUUUACAAAUGGUGACAUUGAGUCUUAGAUUAAUAAUUUGCCCAAAGUGACAUAGCAGCUGGAAGUAACCCAGUUAUUUUGACAACAAUGGGAGCAAUUGACCUGUUUUACUUAUUCAUUCCAGGAAAUGAACUCUUCUGUUUUAUUUUACUAUACAUAUUUCAUUUGACUACCCAGGUAAAGGAGGCUAUGAAAAAUUAAUACCAAAAUAAGGAUAAUUCCCAAAGCAAAAUUGUUGGGAAAGAAUAUUUCUCAAAGCAUGAUAUGUGAACCACUUGUUUUAUCAUUUAUUUAACAAGGGCAAUGGUUUUGACUAAGGUAUCACUAUAACGCCAGAGCUUAGAAGAUAGUGGGCAUCAAUAAAUUUAUACUGAAUAAAUAAAUCUGUAGGGGUGGAGUUUAAGAAUAUGUACUUUGACAAGCACCCCAAAUUUGAGAAUCACUGCCCUAGUAGAUCUCUCAAAUACUUCUUAGUUCUGACAUUGCAGAAGAUUUUAGACAUUCAAUUAUUACUUGAAUACCAUUUUUCUAUUGAGCAUGUUUUUUUUUUUUCCCAUUCAGUCUAUUUAGCUUCCUCCAGGCUUGAAAGAAAACCAAGAGGUAGAGAGAUUUGUGUAGGAAAACAUCCCCCUUUUUUUAGCGUUCUUUUAUUUUGUCUCAAAGUGGCCUAACAUGCAUUCUCUCAUUUUCAUUUUUCUGUCCUUUUGUCUAUGUUGUCAACGAUUAAAAGAAGUAGGGAGGGUGCAAGCUGUCAUGAAAUCCAGAUAAAAUGUCUCCUUUCCUGCCGGGGACACAGACCUCUAACUUGUGAGUUAACACUAUUUACUUUGUAGGCCUUUGAGCAAUGCUUUAUCAGCAUGGACUAGUGUAAUUCCAAGAGAGCUGCACCAAUCAUUUUUGUUUUUGCAUUUUUUUUCUCAAAAUUAUCACAGUCUGUCAAUUAAAGUUGAGUAAUACAGUAAAAUGUACUAAGGAGAUGAGUUUAUGGUUUGUUGGGGUUUUUUUCCUUCUUUGUUUUCUCUAAAAGAUGAUGCAUUUGAGCAAAAUCUCAUUCAAUCCAAAUAUAUUCUUUUUGCUACAUAAUUUUCUGAUCAGGAUUUUUUAAAAAUGGAAGCAUAAUUUUUUAUGAUAUCAAAACUAGGAUUAUCUCUAAAUACUGCUUUAAAAGUUAAUGUAAAGUCAACAUGCUAUUUCCUUAAAAUGAGUCAAAUUAAAUUGUUGAUGUGAAUGAAAAAAUCAGUCUUUGUUACACUGAUUAAAGAGACUGUUCUGGUGAACCAUCCCACCUCCUUUAAUGUGUGUGCUUCUCUCUUGAGGCUUUUUUUUUGUUUUCCCACUCCUUUCUUUUUCUUUUUUUUUCAUUUGGCAAACAGUAGUUAAAUGCCAUUUGCUCAUUAGUGAAUCAAACAUGACUACCAUUAUAUUACUUUUUGUCCAUUGAAUGCAUGGAGGAAAAAUGAGAUAGGAAUGCAAUGUUUAAGUCCCUAAAUAUAAAAACAAACAACAAAACCCACUAGCAUUUCUAUUUCUUUGAUAUUCUGUCAUCUGCUAUAGGCAAGAACUGCAUUUUAAAUACAUAAUUGAAUACUAAACAUCCUUUUUGAAAGAAUGUCAAAUGUUAGGGUUUGUUGACUAACAUUGGUCAGACCUCUUACAGUUGCUCAUGUUUAAUAUCUGAUUUUUAUCCAAAAUGAGUAUUCCUAGGAGAGAAUGUCACCUCCCUGUUUGUUGACAUUCACCACAGGGAUAACAGCUUAUUCUCUAAGUUCGACUUCUAAAGUUAUUUUUCCUUUGAUUUACAGUAUUUCUAAUUAUCUCCUUUAUCUCUAAGGUAGUACAUUGUCCAUUCUAAGUACAUCUUUAACCUCAUAACAAAAGAUGUUUCAGAGAAAAGCAAACUUUAUGUGUCCCUUAACUGGUAAAAAUAAUAACAAUAAGGAAAGGGUAAUUUUACUUCAUUCACCGUAUUCUGGUAUUUCCCAAAUCAUGUUCAACACUGCUGCUUCUGGCAAGUGUUCAUUGUGGUCUGAGAAUAAAUGUUCCUAGACCACAGACCUCACUCCUUGGACGUUGUUAAUUAAUGUUAGUGCUUUAAUGAAGCUUAAGAAAGUUUUGAAUCAGGAAAACACUUUUUUCUAAACACAUCUUGAAGAAACUUUAGAAAAGUUUUGUUUUACAUAUCUUUCAGCAACUUCAAAUAAUAUAACCAGGAAUGCUUUGAAAAAGAUGCUUCUGGUUUUUUGUUUUAACCCUAAGGAAAAUUUAUGCCACUUUAAAUGAAUUAGUAUCUACUUUAAAGUUCAUUAGUAUGUCUUAGUGACUUUUAUCACCUAAAACAUUCGAAACAGUAAAAUUGUUUCACUAAUUUUUUUAAGUACUAUUUUUAAGAUCUGCACCUAUGGGUAUCACAUCAUGCUGCAAUCUGUUGGAGAUGAUCCAGAUUCUUUAUAGAGGGUAAUUAAUACUUGUGAACAAUCCUUGGUAAUACUUUAUCUAAAUGCUUUAAGAAAUUGAAUCAUGAUGAAUUGAUGCUCACAGCGUUUUUAUAUAAGCUUGUUAGAAAUUAUAUGAAAAACAUUUCAGUUAAACCCAAGGAAAAUGUGCUAUUUAGCAUAGAUUUUGCAAGACUCCUACAUUCUGUUACAAGCAGAGCAUUACAUAGUACUUUUUGCUUUGCUCUGUUUUGCAAAUCAGUUGUUUUAAUGACAAAGUUUCUUUAAAAAUUCCUGGGUAAACUGUCUGUUAUCAGAGAGAAAAGAGUAAAGCUGAAUCACUUUACAUUUCUCUAAAUACAAUUCAAUUUUUAAUUCAAAGUGUGUGAAUCAGCAUGAUGGAUUAUCAGCCAUUUAUCAUUUUUAAACAUUCCAUUGAAUGACUAUAUCAUGCAAAUGUUAAUUCCAUCUUACUUGUUCACUUGUUUAUUACUUCGCUGACCUUUUCUUUUGGAAAAAAAAACUUUAGUAUUUUUCAUACAUCUCCACUUUGAAAUAUUUUAAAUGAUACAAAAAAUGACUAGCACUGGGAUCACUGUCCCAGGGUCCAAUGUCAGGUUUUUUCUUGUCCUUAUGAGGUGAUACGAUGAUAAUUUUUAUAGUUGUGAUUUUGCAGGUCAGUAUUUCAUUUUUGCUUUCUUAAUGGAUAUGCAUGAGAGAGACUGACCUCUGCUUCAUCUCCCUCCUUGUGUCUGCCUCUCUCUCAGUCUAAGGGAGUUGGAACAUUGCUGCUGAAUAAUUUUUCAUGAAAAAGCCCAGUGUUGGUAUGAUAUGUAGCUGUCAUCUAUAAGCAGGGCUUCACUACAGGUCAAGCAGUUAUUUGAAGAGCUGGCUUUUAAAACUGUUUGAAGAGUACUGGAUUUCAAUAUACAAAGGAUUUUUUUUUCACUUUGCAUAGGAGAAGAUCUAAAAUAGUCAAAUUUUAUUUUUGUGCCUGCUAAGUGGCAAUGUAAGGCAUUUUUGUACUUUUAACAGUAAGAGAAACUAGGAAAAGAAUCUCAGAAAAAUUUAGCUGUAUUUCUAAAAGUAAUAAAAUUCAGUCAGCUGUCUUUCUUUGGGAAAAUGCUAUUAGUGUAUACUUUGAGUUGGUGGUAGCUUUUAUUUAAAGAUCUCCACAAUAUCUGUAGCAAAAGUAGACAAUGUCUUUUUGACCUUGGAUGGAGUAAAUAUUUUCACAAAAUACCUUGAGCAUAAAACAUUUACAAAAAGAAUUGUGGGCUAAAAUACUCAAAAUACUUUGAAAAUCAGUUAAAAUGUUGAUGACUGGCUCUUUUUCCUACAUGUGUAAUUCAACAGAGAAUACUUUAUUCUCAUAGCCGUAACUGCUUUGUCUGUGAUGAAAUCUCUAUUGCUUCUGUGCUGUGCUCAAGAAAAAACCAGCAAAAGAAUCAUGGGUUUGUUCCUUCACAGAACUGCCCAAAGCUCUCUGAUGAGCCAUGGUGAUAUGAAUGUGUAAUACUGACUUCUUGAAGAUAAUCAUGAGAACAUUUUAAUGUUACUUGCCUUAUACAUUAGAAAAAAACGUGGGUAUCAUUUUUUGUAAAUAAUGAUUUUUACAAAUGUUUUUUUCCUUCAUAAUUUUCCCAAUCACCCAUUUCACAAAAUUCUGAAUAUGCAAUUAUUUAUCAUGGCACAUUACUGCACCUAGGGUUCCCAUUUCAGGACAAAGUUUAAUUAUAUGUGAGAACAAAAUCAAAUAUCUCAGUAAAUUGUUAUUUCAAUGUAAUUUUUCUGGAAAAUAAAUGAAAAACAAAAA